Aureococcus anophagefferens is the source of this 381-nucleotide messenger RNA. RefSeq lists its product as hypothetical. The annotation marks the transcript as partial. Gene Ontology annotation, biological process: protein peptidyl-prolyl isomerization. The record is from RefSeq and is a predicted model, not a curated record. Gene Ontology annotation, molecular function: peptidyl-prolyl cis-trans isomerase activity. Lineage: Eukaryota; Pelagophyceae; Pelagomonadales; Pelagomonadaceae. The transcript has a single exon.
CUCGGCGACGUCGAGGUCGAGGUGCGGCCCGACUGGGCGCCGCUCGCGAGCGAACGCUUCCGCGAGCUCGUCGACGCCCGAUUCUUCGACGACAGCCGGCUCUUCCGCGUGCUCCCGGGCUACGUCGCGCAGUUCGGCAUCGCCGGCGAGCCCGCGGUCAACAAGGAGUGGCUUCUGCCCAAGGAGAAGCGGCUCCUCGACGAGCCGCGCACGACGACGAACGCCCGGGGCACGCUCUCCUUCGCGAGCGGCGGCAAGAACACGAGGACGACGCAGAUCUACGUCAACCUCGGCGACAACGGCGGCCUGCCAAACAUGCUCGACGCGCAGGGCUUCGUGCCCUUCGCGCGCGUCACGCGGGGCAUGGACCUCGUCGACAAG